UAUAGGAGACAACAUAAUUUGAGAGAGAGAGAGAGAGAGAGAGAGAGAGAGGAACUAAUGGUUGGGUUAAUGAUGGGUUGGGGAGCAGGUGAGAAAGGGUGGAGGAAGGGGCCUUGGACCCCUGAGGAGGAUAAAUUGCUCACUGAAUAUGUUAGCUUGAAUGGGGAGGGAAGGUGGAGUUCUGUGGCUAGGACUGCAGGACUGAACAGGAGUGGCAAGAGUUGUAGGCUAAGGUGGGUGAAUUACCUUAGGCCUGGUCUUAAGAAAGGGCACAUCACACCUCAAGAGGAAGGCAUCAUCAUUGAGCUGCAUGCCCUAUGGGGAAACAAAUGGUCUACUAUUGCUCGAUACUUGCCCGGGAGAACGGACAACGAGAUUAAAAAUUACUGGAGAACCCAUUUCAAGAAGAAAGGAAAGCCCUCCUCCCAAAUUAAGCAACUAGAAAAAAGAACAAAAACCCAACUCCUCCUCCAGAAACAAUUCCAGCAACGAGAGAACACCACCAUGAUCAACAACUCCUCCCCAAAUGAAGAGCUGAUGAGCAACGAAUCGACGACUGAGAGUACUGCGCAAGCAGAGCAAGAGACCGGUGGUUCGAUGUACCCUCCCGUCGUAGACAAUCAUUGCUUACCUGUUAUGUAUCAAGAUCUUGCUUCUUGGUGCGAAACCAUCACAGAGGAUACUCUAUGGGAUGGCUUGUGGAACCAAGAUGAUUGCAACGUCGACAAUGGAAAUAAUCCAUAUCAACCCAAUGGUUACCCUUGUGGAGGGAAUAACUGGUACAAUGAGGAGUACAUUUUCUAAGAUGGGGGUCGGGGUACCUACAAAAUGUAAUAUAGGGAAGAUAUAUAUAGUAACUCAGUUGUUUUUUUUUCCAAGUGAUUUGUUCUAAUUAGUUUAUAUGUUUUGUAGUUAAUUUAGUUCACACCUACCGGUUUUGGUUGAUUUUGUUGAAAGAAAAAUAAAGUUUCACCUCUUCCAAGCUA
Molecule: messenger RNA, 986 nt
Organism: Rhododendron vialii
Lineage: Eukaryota; Viridiplantae; Streptophyta; Magnoliopsida; Ericales; Ericaceae
Product: MYB-like transcription factor EOBI
Exons: 3
Coding region: 58-804 (248 amino acids)
Biological process (GO): regulation of DNA-templated transcription
Cellular component (GO): nucleus
Molecular function (GO): sequence-specific DNA binding; DNA-binding transcription factor activity
Source: RefSeq, a predicted model, not a curated record